CGCUGAUACGUUGAAUUUCCGGUAAUCGUACUAACCAGUAACUUGGUAGCAGAUUAACGCAACGUAUCAGUGUAACACACGCCGCGUGCGUUACACUAGUACGUUAAAUUUGAAUUAUAAGCUGYUCUCGAGUUACUUACAUUAAUCUGCUAUCAAGUUACCCAAUCUCAACACAGGAAACCCAAAGUACUUUAUUGACUUAUUUAUUCAUGUACGAAUUCUAAAGCCGGGCUCCCUGUGCAGAACUCUGUCAUGGMAAUGGAUGACGUCAGAGGGAUGUGGCAUUCUUGUCGGUGGCCAUUAUUUCUGAUCGGUCGUUUCUAGUUUUGUAGGUAGCAUCUURUCGAUUUUUCUCCUGUUAAUUAUACAGCUAAAACGUAUUACUUCAAGUUAAACUGUACAAAGCACGUACAGUUCCCUGAUCCCAGAGGUGUUUUCUUCUUUCCAAAGGGUUUCAUAAUAACGCUGAAACUGCUCUUUGAAGACUCCGAUAACUAAAGGUGACUCCAGAGAAAAACCCACUUCGUAAGCGACGCUCAAUAGCUUAAGGAAGAAGAGGAAAUUGAUAAAGAUGAAAAGAAAUGCGGAAACUUUUUUUGAAACGUCACGAAGAAGCUUAUUCCUUGGAGUCCUUACUUCAGAGGAGAAGGAAGAAGAAAAGAAGUCCGAAAUGCUACUUCGUAAGCGGCGAUGCAGUUGGGCAAUUGCUAAAGACAUGAGAAAGACAAAUGAAACAUUACAGAAAAGCUUAUUCCUUAGAACCGAUACUUCAAAGGAGGAUGAUGUAGAAGAGAAGUCCGAAGUGCGAAGUAGCUUGUCCGUUGCACCAUAUCGCGUUACUUCAGAAGGCGAUAAAAAAAAUUUUCUAUUUCUUAAGCCAUGGCCUCGUACAGUUAUGGAAGACAUGGGGAUAAAAAGGAAUGCAACAUUUCAGAAGAGUACUUCAGAGGAUGAUGAAAAAGAGAAUUCCAAAGCAUCAUGCAGAUCAAAGCUUUCAAGGCUGUCUCCAACAGCGCAAAGAAAGCUCAAAGAAGACAUUGGGACAAGUACAAAAAGAAGUGGACCAAUAGUACUGAAGGCACAGAGUUCUGAGGAUGAGGGAGAAGAGGAAAUGUCGACGGUGUCGUCUUAUAAGUAUAGUAAGAAACCCAUUGGUUUUGGUGCUUUUGGAACUUGUGUUUAUUCAGGGGAGAACACAAAAGAUCGCAGAAAAGUUGCCAUUAAAAAAGUAAAUUGCCACACACAAAGACAAAUCCGUCAAUAUAAACGAGAAGUUAAAUAUCUUUUGGUUCUUAGUGGUUGCCCCAAUAUAGUUAAAUAUUUGGAUGUUGUAGUGAAACAAAAUGUUGUUUACAUCAUGUUGGAGCUGAUGGAGGGAACACUGGAAACAUUAGUAAACCAACCCAACCUUAUGCAUAACAUCAAGUUCACUGAAGUUUGUUACGACAUCAUAAGURCCCUGCAUUUCCUUCACAACCAGUCGAAUAAGACCAUUAUCCACAGAGACAUCAAACCAAGAAACAUUCUCUUCGUUUCUUCACCAAGACUCAUGCUAAAACUUGCAGACUUUGGUUUAAGUAAAAUGCUAGACAGUGAUUCCUCAAGUAUAGGGUACAAUGGUGGUACCAGAUGCUGGAUGGCUCCAGAAGUACACAGAAGUCUGGACCAAUUCUCCACUGCGUCUGAUGUAUUUGCAGCAGGGCUCGUACUUCACUACCUGAUGACAUCCAAGAAUCCAUUUGAACCGACAGAUGUGGAAUGCACUAAAGAAAAUCGUCUUUAUGUGGAGCAUAAAACUGUUGAAAACAUUUUAAGCCAAAAUUUGAAUAUUCAAAACUCCCUUUCCCCGGAGGUUGAUCAUCUCAUUGACCAAAUGUUGAAAGACGAAAAAGACCAGCGCCCUAAUGCAGAGAAGGUGUUAGCCCAUCCUUUCUUCUGGUCUAACCAAAAGAAAAUGAAGUUUCUGGAAGCCACAGCAAACCAACCAGAAAUCUUUCAAAAAUGCACAAGUGACUUCAAGAAAGAUCUCGCAUUGACUCAGUUGGAAGCCCAGUUUCAAACAGUACGAUGGUCAGAACAAAGUCCUACUAUGGUAUAUAUAUACAGUAGGAUGAUGAUGGCRGGGAGACGCAAGUACAACACCACUUCAGUAGCAGAACUACUACGUUUCAUGAGGAACGCAUAUCAACAUGUGUCAGAACCAGGACGCACAACUCUCUUCAAGGAAUAUCUCUUGAAAGACUUUAUCUUCCAGAAGGAAUUUAAAUCACUAUUGAUGUUUACGAAGUUGUUCAAAAGCAUAAAUGGGAUCAAAACAAAGAGGAAAUCGUGUGUAUGAUGUCGUCUUAGAAGAAGAUAUAUCUUUAUACUUGCCACCCUAGAACUGUGCAGGUUUUUAACAAAGGUGCAUCACAUGCACUGGUUGCAAGGGAAACUGUAUAUAAACUAUUUUCAUAGAAAAACUUGUACUGUAUUCCAAACCUGUUUGGACUGUUAGAAGGACUAUUAGCAACAUAGCAUGAUCAAGUCAUGAUUGAGCACAUAAUUUUAGUUUCAAAUUUACAUUUUAUAGAUUUUACAAACAUAUAUUUUUAGAGUAGUCAAUAAUCAUAGUCUCGAUGUUCAUUAAUAAUUCAUUGUACCCAAAUGAAUUAGAUUAUGCAAUAUUAAUAUUUUAUAUACCGAUAAUAAUAGUUAUAGUUAGGAAAAGCAUGGUCUGUGUUCAAAACUCUUAGAAGUUUUUGAUUUAUAAACAAAAUUGUCAUUAGUUUAGAACUUUAUAAGUAAUAUAUACAGUAUGAGUGGCCGUGUUUCAGCAUUGUUAUUACCAGUUGACAACAUAUUGUUGCCCGCUGAGAGCCAUUGCCAGGGAAACAUUGAAACUUGUUCAUGUCCACGUGAUACCCUCUAGCCCAAUCAGAGUAUAAGAAAAAUGUACUUUGACAGUUUGUACAUAUAUAACAGUUUAUGAUAAAUUGUAUUCAUUUUAUAACACUGAAUAUUUACAUAUUGAUUAAAAUACAUUGAAAUGGUAA
Actinia tenebrosa (Australian red waratah sea anemone) is the source of this 3035-nucleotide messenger RNA. RefSeq lists its product as uncharacterized. Gene Ontology annotation, biological process: protein phosphorylation; IRE1-mediated unfolded protein response; mRNA processing. Gene Ontology annotation, cellular component: IRE1-TRAF2-ASK1 complex. Lineage: Eukaryota; Metazoa; Cnidaria; Anthozoa; Actiniaria; Actiniidae. The record is from RefSeq and is a predicted model, not a curated record. Gene Ontology annotation, molecular function: protein serine/threonine kinase activity; ATP binding; RNA endonuclease activity.